CUCUGACCAACAACACCCCUCCCUUAUCUCCUCACAAAUCCCAGUCACCAAAUACUUCCAUGCACUCACCCGCCUCUCCCUCCCAAACUGACACCACUUCUCAUAAUUCCCCACACCACCCGAUUACCCGUCAACCCAGCCCCCCCGUCACACGGUCCAAAAACCAUAUUUUCAAACCAAAUCCUAAAUAUGCUCUCCACACUCUUAUCUCCUCCGGUCUGCCCAUUGCCCCUACCACAUAUAAACAAGCGGCAGCAAUUCCAGAAUGGCGCCAGGCCAUGCUGGAUGAGUUUCAAGCCCUUAAAAAAAAUCACACAUGGUCUCUUGUCCCUUCUACCUCCACACAAAAUAUUAUUGGGUGUAAAUGGGUGUUUCGGGUGAAACAAAAUCCGGAUGGAUCAAUUGCUCGGUAUAAAGCACGUUUGGUUGCAAAGGGGUUUCAUCAACGUCCUGGAGUUGAUUUCACAGAUACGUUUAGUCCGGUGGUCAAACCGGCCACCGUGCGGGUUAUUCUUACAUUAGCCAUUUCACAGAAUUGGCAUAUACAUCAACUGGAUGUGAAUAACGCAUUUUUGCAGGGCACUUUGACUGACCGAGUUUAUAUGCAACAGCCGCAGGGGUUCACUGAUCCUAUGCUUCCAGAUCAUGUGUGCCUUCUUCAUAAAGCUUUAUAUGGGCUACGCCAAGCUCCCCGAGCCUGGUAUUGUGAGCUUCGGACCUUUCUCUUGCAAUCUGGUUUUCAGAAUAGCAAAAGUGAUGUCUCAUUAUUCACCUUUACAGCUCACGGCUCUAUAUUAUUUCUCCUCGUUUACGUUGAUGAUAUAAUCAUCACGGCAAACAAUGCUCCUGUGCUCCGUUCCUUUAUCACCAGGCUUGCUACUCGAUUCUCUCUUAAGGAUCUCGGUGCAUUAUCCUAUUUCUUGGGCCUGGAAGCUAUUCGCACCUCACAUGGUCUUCACCUCACUCAACAUAAGUACAUCCGUGAUCUCCUAUCACGAACUCAUAUGCAAGAUGCCAGUCCCGUUCCUACUCCUCUUUCGCCGGAUGCUCCUCUGUCACUUUCUGAUGGUUCUUCUCCUCAUGACGCCACAGAGUAUAGAAGUGUUAUUGGUGCAUUACAGUAUCUUUCCUUUACACGGCCAGAUAUCAGUUUUGUUGUUAAUAAACUUUCUCAGUACAUGCACCGGCCCACAACUCGUCAUUGGGAAGCUAUCAAACGUGUUCUUCGAUACCUAAAGGGCACUCCUCAUUUUGGGAUUUUUAUCUCUGCACAUACUCCAUUAACUCUUCAUGCUUAUGCCGACGCUGAUUGGGCCGGUGAUAUAGACACUCGCCACUCUACUUCUGCCUAUGUUGUUUUUCUCGGCCGCAAUCCCAUCAGUUGGAGUUCAAAGAAACAAUCCACCGUCGCCCGCUCCUCUACUGAGGCUGAAUACCGCGCCAUCGCCUCAGCCAGUGCUGAACUCACUUGGCUACGCAAUCUUCUCCAUGAACUUCGUAUCACACUAAAACAGUCUCCUACUAUUUUUUGUGAUAACAUAAGUGCCACUUAUGUGUGUGUUAAUCCCGUUCUCCACUCUAGAAUGAAGCAUGUCGCUAUUGACUUUCACUUUGUUCGAGAACAAAUCGCUCAAGGACUCCUCCGAGUUAGUCACGUUCAUACAAAAGACCAGCUAGCCGAUUCCCUCACUAAACCGUUAGCUCGUUCUCUAUUUCUUUCUCACAGGUCCAAGCUCGGCAUCCUACCAGGGCCGCUCUCGCUUGCGGGGGCAUAAUAGGAUAAUCACCACUUAUUAUUAAUUAUCUGUAAUUAUAAUUUGUACUUAUCUUAGAGUGGUUUACUUGUAUUAAUCUUCUCAAUUCUUAUCUCCUGUAACAAACUCAUACAUGUGUGAUUAAUACACUAUUUAUAGCUGGCUCCUCUCAUUCAAGAGAGUAAGUCUUGUUUGCUAAUUAUCCUUUAGAGUUGGCACUGACUUGGGUUAUACAAUGAUACAUGACACAUUUCAGCGUGCAUCAGAUUAUUUAUCCCCACAUCUGAAGAAUACUGAAAAGUUAAUACAGAUGCAUAGCUACUGGGCCCAUUUAGAGGCUAACCUGGGAAAAAAUUUAAUUGCUGCUGGUGGUGUUUGGGAAAACUUACUUAAGUUCUGUGGAUCUAUGCUAGACGCCUGGAAAGCCUAUAUAUCCAUGGAAAUAGAGACGGGUCAACUGAGUAAAGCUAGGUCACUGUACAAGAGAUGUUAUAGCAAAAAAUUCCCAGGGACAGGCUCAGAGUUCCCUGGAAGACCUUGAUUUUGCUGUGCAAAAGGUAAGUGGACGUUUCAACUAUUUUUUCUGCUGUCAUUUGGUUCACGUAUAAGGUGUUCUUUCUGCUAUAUCAGGGGAAAACAAAGGCUAUUGACUUGCUUGGUGCAAUCAAAAUGGAUGUGGUUGUAGAAGAAAUAGAACCAGCAGGUACAAGCAAGAAAGAAAAGGAACAUGUAUCGUCCGGAAAGCCAAAACAGUACACUGACCAGUGCACUGCAUUUGUCUCCAACCUUAGCCCCAAGGCCAAAUAUGAUGACCUACAGAAGUUCUUCAGUGAUGUUGGUGGAGUUGUUGCUAUUCGAAUAUUGACUGACAAGUUCACUGGAAAAUCAAGAGGAUUAGCCUAUGUGAAUUUUUGUGAUGAUGCACACCUGGUAGCAGCUCUGGCAAAGAAUAAGCAAACACUGCACGGAAAGAAUCUGAGCAUUCUGAAGUCAGAUCCUCCGCAGAAAAGAGGAAAAGGACUGGCCCCAAAAAAUGGUCAUUGGAAGAGCAUUUAGGAAGAAGGAACCCAAUAACUUGGAUAACAUGAGGAUUAAAUGCUAUUGCAAUUUAAGUGGGGUCACGAAGAGGAUAAAGAAGAAAUUGGAGGAAGAAUUGCAGGUUUUUAGCAACAUAGUUUUUGGAUGGGUAUUGAACAUAGAAGAAAUGAAAAUAACAAGUGGAUAGUUGCAGCUUGAAUUACUAUACAACUAUGUGAAAAUAGUGAACAAACUGAAGGAGAAUGGUGUCAUUCGAUUUCAUAUUCAAAACAAUGUCAUAAUCUUUUGUAAGAUAGACCCUAUGUUUGUUGUUAGGGUUGAAAAUGGGUGGAGAAAAGCCUGAGGUGCAAGAGCAGCUAAGUGGACAUAUUUGGAAGAAAUAUCUUGGAAGUGCAGAAAGUGUAAGAAGAACCGAUGUCGUUGAUGCUUUGAAGAAGUAUGACAGUAAUGACCCGGAAGCAGAGAGAAGAUUGUGUUAAGCUUGCACUUCUACAUGUACUAUCACAUGGAUUAUUUGGAAAUAAGGUGGCACGGGAGCUACCAGCAGCGUAUGUGAACUUGGUGGAAGAUUUGGCUGCGUUUAAUGAUUACCUGUGGGGUGAUAAUGUGUGGAACGAAUUACUAAAAAACAUGGUAACAAAUGUGAAGAGUUUGCAGAAGUGCAAAGGGAAAUGAGCAACGCUCCCAGGAUGUUUAAUUGCUCUUUAAGUUUGGGCAUUUGAAACUUUUCGUGGUCUACAAAAAGUUGGAAUUUGCAAUAUCAAGGAAGGUAAAGAAAGAAGAAUACCAAGGGCUGUGAAGUGGUCAUUUACCAAACAACCUUCUAUGGUUGUAUUCAGUGAAAUUAUUUUCUGCAAUGAGAAUUUUGAAUGGUCAAACAUGGUAGCUGCUGAAGAGGAAAUUAAUAAAUUUCCUAUGUUAGUAAACAAUAGAAGGUUAAGGUCGCAGAUUGGACAAAGUGGUAGAAAUAAAGAAGAUAGGGUGGAUGGGAAGAGGGAGAGUGGUAGAAAGAGUACAACAGAUAGCAGUGGGGGAGAAGAGAAGGAAGAACAAAAUGAGCUGGAUGGUGAUGAGAUGGGGAUGGUUAGAUUUGGAAAAUGCUAAGAUAAUGGAAGCAAAUGCCAAAUUGGUGCCAGAACUGAAAGCAAUGAAAAAGGAACAGAAGAGGCAACACCCAAAACUUGGAGAAAUACAGUCACACUUCAAGAAGUUGACACAACAUGAGGACACUGAAGGUGAUUCUAUAUGGGAUGAAGUGGAUGGAAAUGAAAAUAAUACACAUGUUGUAUUAGAAUCCAAGCAACAGGAGAAGGGUGCAGGUGCAGAAGGAGGCAGUGUGGGUACUGGGAAGCAGGACGGGGUAUUGGCUACACCAAAUUUUAACAUAUUUGGGCCAGAGUCGCAAGAGAAAAUGUGUUAUGAUAGAGUGGAGGAUAUGAGGGAAGGGUAUGAAAACGAAAAUGAUGAAAGAAUGGAAGAUGAUAAUGAAGGUGAAGAAGCUAGUGAGGAAAGAGAAGGGGCAGAGGUAGAAAAGUGUGAUGGGGAAGAAAAAGGAGAUCAAGCAGAGAUGUGCGAGCCAGAAAGGAAAAAUGAGAAAACAAAUUCCAAGGAAACCAAAACAGCAAACAUUUGGGAUGAUGUCAAGACGUAGUUUAUGAAUGAAUUGAUCACAAACGUAGACAACGUGAAAAAACAAGUGUUGAGAAAUGAUGUAAGUAGAGGAAUGAGCACAAUACCACCAAUGAACACAGAGGAAGGGCAGAAAAUGGGGUGCGAAAAACAACCAGUUCAGGUGAGAGAUGACAAAAGAAGAAGAGAUUAACCAAUUCGAAUAUGAGUAGUCGUUUUUAUAAGGUUUGUAGUAAUGUGAUUAACUAGUUAGAAUAUUAUUUUUUAUCUUGAAAGGGACAUGAAAAUAUAGUGGGGCUUGGAAGACCAAAGCUGCAUGCACGAUCACCUAAUCGAUACACACUAGCUGAAGAAAGUGGUAGAAGAAAGAGGAGAAAAGAAAUUGCCUUCACGACUUCUUGUGAAGGCAUUUGACUUCAGAAAAUCAUUUGACUGCCUUUCCGGUUGAAUGUUUAGCUAAGAUUUGGUAUGGGUAAACUAGACUUAAUGAAGAAGAUGCUCAAACAAUUUCAUCAAAAUAUUCCACCGGGAACCUCCUCAAAUGACGAUGGUCGGACAGAGCCUCUAUAAAAGGGGUGAUUUGCACUUUUUCGGUUAGUUCGAGAGCUUAUUUACACCUUUUUCCCAAAUAGUUAAGAAAACAUAAAUAAUGACAAGAAGAUGGAAAUUGUAUGAGAGCCAAUGAUGAAAAAAAUGUAUUUGUCUGUAUUAGUUGGAAUACGUAAUACAAAAGUAUAUGAAAAG
Molecule: messenger RNA, 5165 nt
Organism: Cuscuta europaea
Lineage: Eukaryota; Viridiplantae; Streptophyta; Magnoliopsida; Solanales; Convolvulaceae
Source: the annotation of a GenBank genome assembly